GCCUGAGCGGCCCAACUUAAAAGAUGCGGCUUGCAGUCGAUCUCGAAAUGAUAGUCUGGGGUGCCGGAGAUGUGCAGUGAUGGUGCCACCGGAGCACAAGAGAAAUUGGUCACAGUGGCCUAAUGAAAGGCAAAGUUGCUAGUUUGACGGAAGGACCUACACAAAGCAGAAGCUAGCUCUCUGCUAUCUAUCUCCCUCCAAGAAGCUUCCCUUCCUUUUGCCCUCGAUCUAUCUUUUCCCAAACAUACUACCUGGUUGUAAGAGAUGGUCUCAUGGCCGUGAGCUCACCUCGUCGAGCACUCCUCGUGGCUAUGUUCCUUAGCUUCCUUCUCGGCGCCGCGACCAGCAUCCGCACCACGACCUUCUCCUCGUCCCAGAAGUUGGUGGAGGACAAGUCGCGGCUGGGCUCGACGCCUCCGAGCUGCCGCAACCGGUGCAGCGCGUGCCACCCCUGCACGCCCGUCCAGGUGACGACCAUCCCCGGGUCCAGCCGCUCGGCCCACGUCGCCGAAGACGCGGUCGCCGGCAUCUCGCGGUACUCCAACUACAAGCCGUUGGGGUGGAAAUGCGGCUGUGCCGGCCGCCUCUACGACCCGUAGCCGUAAGCUAGCUACUCGCUCACUUUCUCGAUGGUUCCGUGGCAAUUCGAGUGCACUAUGCUCCGGUUCAGACCUUGUUUUUUUUGGAGAAAAACCAGUACAGCGCUGGUCAGGUUUUGGUUAGUAAUUUGCUCCCCUGAUUCUUCUUCUCCGGUGUUCCCUUCGUUCUUGCCAUAACGGCUAGCUUCCCAAGCAUGAACUCUGUAGAGGUAGAGGGAGGUUGCAGUAGUAUACUGCCCGUAGCCAGUUUUUACUCUCUGCUGAACAAUUUACUCGCGUGUAACAGUGAUUGGGAGCAGUAAAUUCUGUGUAGUGCAGACUUGUGGUACUCUGGUGAUGACAGAUUGAAGGCAGGUUGGCAUGGCUGCAUGUGAUUCACCCCUGACGAAUCUCGACCCGGAUCUUGCGACACUCAAGUGCUAAAC
This is a messenger RNA of Phragmites australis (common reed), 1024 nucleotides long. RefSeq names its product EPIDERMAL PATTERNING FACTOR-like protein 1. NCBI's taxonomy places the organism in Eukaryota, Viridiplantae, Streptophyta, Magnoliopsida, Poales, Poaceae. The transcript is spliced from 2 exons. The record is from RefSeq and is a predicted model, not a curated record. Gene Ontology annotation, biological process: guard cell differentiation; stomatal complex development. The coding region runs from base 273 to 599 and encodes 108 amino acids.